This is a messenger RNA of Heterostelium album PN500, 897 nucleotides long. RefSeq names its product saposin domain-containing protein. NCBI's taxonomy places the organism in Eukaryota, Evosea, Eumycetozoa, Acytosteliales, Acytosteliaceae. The record is from RefSeq and is a predicted model, not a curated record. Bases 1 to 897 code for a protein of 298 amino acids. Gene Ontology annotation, cellular component: lysosome. The transcript has 2 exons. Gene Ontology annotation, biological process: sphingolipid metabolic process.
AUGAAUAAAGCAUUAUUUAUUACUUUAAUGUUGGUAGCUUUGUCAGCUGUCGCCGUCCAAUCAAAGAAGGUCGAAGCUGCUGGUCAAGAAUGUGGUUUGUGCACUUUCGUCGCCAACUACGUCGAUAACCUCGUCCAAACCAAUAAGACAAUCACAGAGAUCGAACAAGAGUUGGACAAUGUCUGCUUCUAUGUUUCCGCUGGCCUCCAAAAGGUUUGCACCACCUUGAUCAACAACUACUUGGAGAAGUUCAUCUCACAAGAGACCCCAACCGUCAUUUGCACUCAAAUCGGUUUCUGCCCAGCCGAAGAGAAGAAGAUGAUCAAGUCCGAUGUUCCAUGCGCCAUCUGCACCUACAUUGUCUCCACCGCCGAGUCAUACCUCGCCUCGAACGCCACUGAAUCAGAGAUUAUUGCCGCCCUCGAAAACGACUGUAACUCGAUCGGUAACGCUUUGUCCGAGAUGUGCAAGUCCUUGGUUGCCGAGUACGCCCCACAAAUCAUCCAACAAUUGGUCAACAAGCAAACUCCAUCCCAAAUCUGUGGAGAACUCAACAUCUGCACCAGUGAGCAAUCAAAGAAGUUCGCCGCUUUGGUCACCGUCGACGACGGUUUCGGAUGUCCAGUCUUCACCAACCGUUGCUCUAGAGGAAUCAAAUCGGAUUCUGAGAGUAACUCCACCACCACUUCAUCAUCAUCCUCCACCUCAUCUAACCCAACCUCAUCCAACCCAACUGCCACCUCAUCCAACCCAUCUGGUACCGCCACCGGUUCUGGUAUCUCUGGUACCGGUUCUGGAUCUGGUUCAGCCAUCUCUGGAUCUGGUUCAUCCUCUGGUGAAUUCUUUGUCAGCAACGGAUUCAACCCAAAGUCUACCAAAAAGGUCAGAGUUCAAUAA